Messenger RNA from Plasmodium knowlesi strain H, 537 nucleotides. RefSeq lists its product as uncharacterized. The transcript has a single exon. The record is from RefSeq and is a predicted model, not a curated record. Lineage: Eukaryota; Apicomplexa; Aconoidasida; Haemosporida; Plasmodiidae. The coding region runs from base 1 to 537 and encodes 178 amino acids.
AUGUAUUCCAUGAAAUGUAUUGCGUGCUGUGAUCACCUAAAUUUGUUCUUCCGUGCUUCUGCUGCAUUUGUUCAUAUGGCUGUCUUACAUUUGUUGUUAUGGCUGUCCUACAUUUGUUCUUAUGGCUGUCUUACAUUUGUUCUUAUGGCUGUCUUGCAUUUGUUCUUAUGGCUGUCUUACAUUUGUUCUUAUGGCUGUCUUGCAUUUGUUCUUAUGGCUGUCUUACAUUAUUCCGCCUACAUCCCCAUCCUCUGGGUGAGGGUAGUGGGAAUCCCCAUAUUCUUUGUGCUCAGACUUUACGGCAGGGUCCUCCCUUGUGGAGAAGGUAAUGAUAGGAUCAUAGUUAUCACUUCUGUUUCUAACGGCUUUAAAGAAAAUAAAAUAAGUGAAAAGCGUCUAUAUGCACCUAAAGAGGAGUACUGGAGUUGGAAAGGGUGGGUGCAAUGGAGAAACGAACAUGAGGGGGGGGUCGCUGUAAUUAAAAGGAGGCCUCAGGAUGAGAAGAAUGUGAUCUUAGUGAAGGUAAGGGGGGUUUAG